UGCCGGAGACUGUGCUGGCUGGAGAACGAGCCGAGCCGAGCCGAGCCGAGCUGAGCUGUCGUCCUCAGGAUUUAAUUUUAAUUCAAUUCAAAAGGCGCUGCACUUUUAACACGGGGGAGGUCGACACACGAGGAGCGGGUCCGUUUGGGUUCCAGCGAUGAACGUUGCGGAGGGAGAUCUGUUUCACAGCAGCGCCGGCAUUUCUCUCAAAGCGAGGGACAUCGUGAAUGACACAUUCAUCGAGCGCUACGCUCACUCCACGUUCAGCUACGGCGGUGCUGUCCGCGGUGCUGAAACCAGAGAGGGCUGGGUGGCCGGCCAGAGCUGCGGUCCCUACACCCUGGGCCACGGAGCCACGGCUGCCGAGAGCAGCGAGGAUCAGACCGAGGACGAGGAGGACAGCGACGGCCGAUCGGCCGGCAGUGCUCGCAACGCGGGCAGCGACACCGAGGGCAAACUCAAAAGUUCGGGGGGAAAGAAGGGCAAAGAGCCGCGCUCGCUGCGGCUGAGCAUCAACGCGCGGGAGAGGAGGAGGAUGCACGAUUUAAACGAUGCCCUCGAUGGCUUGAGAUCCGUCAUCCCCUACGCCCACAGCCCCUCCGUGAGAAAACUGUCCAAAAUCGCCACGUUACUGCUGGCGAAAAACUACAUUCUGAUGCAGGCUCAGGCUCUGGAUGAAAUGAGGCGGCUGGUGGCGUAUUUGAACCAGGGGCAGACUCUGUCCGGACCCAUGCCCUCUGCGGCCGCGCUGACCAACACUCUUAGCACCUUUGGACAAGCCGCAGUCUACCCCUUCACUGGCAACUCGCUCGCGUCUUGCCCCGACAAAUGCACCGUGUAUACCGGCACACCCUCCAGCCUUUGCAAACAUUGUAACGACAAGUCUUAAUCAACGUGUCACUCCUAUCCAUCCAUCCAUCUGUCCGUCCAUCCAUU
Amblyraja radiata (thorny skate) is the source of this 936-nucleotide messenger RNA. It is a transcript of the gene bhlhe23, whose product is annotated as basic helix-loop-helix family, member e23. Gene Ontology annotation, biological process: axon development; sensory organ development; positive regulation of transcription by RNA polymerase II. The transcript has a single exon. Lineage: Eukaryota; Metazoa; Chordata; Chondrichthyes; Rajiformes; Rajidae. The record is from RefSeq and is a predicted model, not a curated record. Gene Ontology annotation, molecular function: E-box binding; DNA-binding transcription factor activity, RNA polymerase II-specific; protein dimerization activity. Gene Ontology annotation, cellular component: nucleus. Bases 158 to 889 code for a protein of 243 amino acids.